Molecule: messenger RNA, 2789 nt
Organism: Mugil cephalus (flathead mullet)
Lineage: Eukaryota; Metazoa; Chordata; Actinopteri; Mugiliformes; Mugilidae
Product: serine/threonine-protein phosphatase PP1-beta catalytic subunit-like
Exons: 8
Coding region: 49-1032 (327 amino acids)
Biological process (GO): circadian regulation of gene expression; regulation of circadian rhythm
Cellular component (GO): cytoplasm; nucleus
Molecular function (GO): protein serine/threonine phosphatase activity
Source: RefSeq, a predicted model, not a curated record
UGUGUGUGUGUGUGUGUGUGUGUGCGUGUGCGUGUGCGCAGCGGAAACAUGGCGGAGAGCGACCUGAACGUUGACAGCCUCAUCUCUCGGUUACUGGAAGUGCGAGGAUGUCGUCCAGGAAAGAUCGUACAGAUGUCAGAGGCGGAGGUUCGGGGGCUCUGCAUCAAGUCCAGAGAGAUUUUCCUCAGCCAGCCGAUUCUCCUAGAACUGGAGGCUCCUCUUAAAAUCUGUGGUGAUAUCCACGGACAAUACACAGACUUACUGAGGCUAUUCGAGUAUGGAGGCUUUCCUCCAGAGGCCAACUAUCUGUUUCUGGGGGAUUAUGUGGACAGAGGGAAGCAGUCGCUGGAGACCAUCUGCCUGCUGCUCGCAUACAAGAUCAAAUACCCAGAAAACUUCUUCUUGCUCAGGGGGAACCACGAGUGUGCCUCCAUCAAUCGCAUCUACGGCUUCUAUGACGAGUGCAAGCGCAGGUUCAACAUAAAGCUCUGGAAGACGUUCACAGACUGUUUUAAUUGUCUGCCCAUUGCUGCGAUUAUUGACGAGAAGAUCUUCUGCUGCCACGGAGGACUCUCACCUGAUCUGCAGUCCAUGGAACAAAUCCGACGUAUUAUGAGACCCACUGACGUCCCAGACACAGGCUUACUGUGUGACCUGCUGUGGUCGGACCCGGACAAAGACGUCCAGGGCUGGGGGGAGAACGACAGGGGAGUUUCUUUCACCUUCGGGGCCGACGUGGUCAGCAAGUUCCUCAACCGCCACGACCUGGACCUCAUCUGCCGAGCUCAUCAGGUCGUUGAAGACGGCUACGAGUUCUUUGCAAAGCGACAGCUGGUGACGCUGUUUUCCGCCCCUAAUUACUGCGGGGAGUUUGACAACGCUGGCGGCAUGAUGAGCGUGGACGAGUCCCUCAUGUGCUCCUUUCAGAUCCUGAAGCCGUCAGAAAAAAAAGCGAAAUACCAGUACGGAGGGGUGAACUCGGGACGCCCCGUCACCCCACCACGCACCACUCAGGCUCCUAAGAAGAGGUGAGCGGCCGGCCCCGGCUCUCCUGCUCCUCCAGCUGGUUUCUGGCCCACGUCCCCGCAGGCUGCCUCAAACACUCCAGCCUCCUCUCACUCAGUUUGUUCUUUGUGUAACUAAGAAACGCCCGGAGUGUUUCCUGCUUGUUCUGUGGGUUUUUAUGAACAUGAGUGUUCCUCCCGCCCAUUUUUUUUUUUUUUUUAACGCCAUGAUAUGCAUUUACUCAGCCCCUUCAGGAAUAUUAACACCGACCUGUCGUAGAUCGGGUAACGCGCCUCCCUGCCUUCAGACUAAACAUUUCCAUGGUGACUUUGUUUAAUGCAUGCACGCUUGUGUGUGAGAUGGCCAAAUGUUUUCUCUCUUACCUUCGGCUCUAGUUCCAUAUUUACUUAAGUGUUUCAAUUCCUUCAUUUUAGCAUUUAGACUGGGAACAGGAAGUUUGUCUCUUUCCAAAAAUAACUAAAUCUGUCUGUCAGGUCUUCACCUUAUUUUAUUCAUAUACUUUAUUGACCCUGAAGGAAAAUCACUUUGCAGCAUAAAAUAAUACUUAAUAUAAAAUACAGGAGGAAAAAUGAAAAUUUCUGCCCGUAUCCCCUGGAAAAUAGAGUGAGUUUGGUCAAUGCAAGGAAGUGGGAACGCGUUGUCCACAUCUAUAUACAGUCUAUGGUCCCAGUUAUCUAUGGAGCAGCUGUUUGUUGUGUUACACUUUGUUUUUUUGUGUGUGUAUAUGAAAUCAAAUAAGCUACAAAUCGUGCUGGCAAGUCGAUUUUGUCUUUUGCUUGUGCAGACACACGUCCUUGUUUCCCGUCUUUAAUGCUAAGUCACGUCCAAACUAGCUGCAGACAUGAAGCAUCCACCUCCUCAUCUAACGCUCUGCAACUAAGCAAACGUCCCAAAACGUCCAGUCACCCCCCAGUAAGACGUCACAUGACGGCCACGGCUUUUCCCCUGCGACUCAAGAAUGUUCUAAUCUCCCACGGAAACAUCAAUAAAAUCCUGGGAUUUUGAUGAUAUAAGUGCAAUAAAGAUUGCUACAGAUCUCGCUUUAAUCAAACACAAACAUUUGUCCUCUGAAAAAGGUCACAACUAACCUAAGAUCUGUUCUAACUUUACACUCGAUACUCCUCUUUUUUCACAACCAGCACUAAGCUUCGUACCUUGUCCACCCCUCGUGUCACUGAACGAACAUUUGUGGUUGUUAAAGAGCUGCGUUUCCAGCAGUGCAUUAAUGUAAACAGUUCCUUUUUUUGUGUGGAAAAGAACCAAACAGCUCUGUCACUACCCUGAGUUUGUGUCUUUUAGUCUGUAGACUGUUCAAAGAUGAAGCUGUACAAACGGAAGAAGAAGAAGAGGAUCUUAGUAGAUGAAGUUACUAAAAGUACAGGAUUGAGAAGUAGUUGUCAGUAUUAAUUCUUAUCUAGUGAUCACAGCUGUAGAUGUCGACCUCCUGCGCUCAGCAUCGUCACACUUCCAGUCACUGCAUGACGCCGCAGAGAGGUCAAGAAUCAUCGAGCGGAGACGACGGCAUUUUUGUCUGUUGUUGGCAUCAUUACUUUUUAUUACACGUAGUGGUUAUUGACUGAAGUACAGUAAAUAAGUCCCAACUCAGUACCCAACAUUUAAGCUGUUGUGACUUGAUUUCAAACAUUUUUGCCUUUUGCCUUGUAAAUCUGUCGGUCUACAAGCUGGAAACAGGACGUUCAGACGUCCUGAGAUUUGUACGAGUUUGUUUCAGACAUGUGGAAUAAACGGAAAGAGUGUGUGGA